AACGAGAUGGCGGAGGAACCCCGCGAGAAGCGCGAACGCAAGGCGACCGUCGAGGUCUACUCGGUCGCCUCUCCCACCAAGAAGGAGUUCGUCAUCCCCGAGGGUGCCGGCACCAAGGUUGGAGACAUCCCCAACGUGGAGUUCGCCCUCGGCAAGUUCAGGUCGGACGAUGAAUUCCUCAAGACGGUCCACCGCCUCAUGUUCGGCACUCCCGGCAAGGCGACGAUUAUCAAGAAGAACAUCCGCGCCUUCUCCGGCCUGCCCCAGGACGACGAGAAGGCCACUACCCGCGCGGAGGACAUGCUCAAGCGCGCGUUCAACGCCACCCUGAACCAGCUGCUGGACCUCUUUGACCUGCCUCGCGGAUCGGGCGAGGAGGGCAAGAAGGAGGCCAAGGAGAAGCGAAUCUUCGCUUGGCUCAUGAAGCCCACGCAGUCCGGCAACAAGAACCUCAAGGAGGCCGCGGAAGCCAAGCGCGAGAAGGCUGCCAAGAAGCGCGACAGGGUGGCUGCCAAGAAGGAGAAGGCUGCCUCCAAGAGGGCCAAGGUUUCCACGGGCAAGCUCCCGGAUGACGUCAAGGCAAUCAAGGCCGAGCUCAAUGCGCUGGCCGCGAGGCAGGCCGCACUGCUCAAGAAGCUUGAAAAGGCUAUCGAAGGCGGUGCCAAGAAGAAGGCUGCCCCGAAGAAGAAGGCGGCGGCGGAGGAUUCCGAAGACGAGGAUUCCGAAGACGAGGAGGCGUCAGACGAGGAGGCGUCAGACGAGGAGGAAGAGGAGGUUGCCGAGGAGGAAGACGCCAAGGAUGAGGCGGCGCCAAGCCAGAAGGAGGAGCCCCCGCCUCCCAGCCCCGCCGUCGCGACGUCCGCCCCCACGGCGCCCACCGACGAGGAACUCGAGUAUGCGGUCAAGGAGAUGCUCGCCGGCGUUAACCUGGAGUCGGUCUCCAUGAAGAAGAUUCGCGUCGACCUCGAGGAAAAAUUCGGCGUCCCGCUCAACGACAAAAAGUCCAUCAUCAAGGAGUUCGCCGAGAAGUACAUCUCCUAAACGCACGGACACACACAACCCCGACGCGCAAGGCUCGCUCCCCGCGCGUGACACAUGCAUGCGAUGGACACUCCAGGAGCCAUGAAUCCUGCGGAGCCGUUGCUAUAAUAAAAAUCAAACUUUAAGCGCC
Molecule: messenger RNA, 1171 nt
Organism: Micromonas commoda
Lineage: Eukaryota; Viridiplantae; Chlorophyta; Mamiellophyceae; Mamiellales; Mamiellaceae
Product: DEK_C domain protein
Exons: 3
Coding region: 7-1041 (344 amino acids)
Biological process (GO): chromatin organization; regulation of double-strand break repair
Cellular component (GO): nucleus
Molecular function (GO): DNA binding; histone binding
Source: RefSeq, a predicted model, not a curated record